Messenger RNA from Cyprinus carpio (common carp), 4911 nucleotides. It is a transcript of the gene ehd3, whose product is annotated as EH domain containing 3. The record is from RefSeq and is a predicted model, not a curated record. Gene Ontology annotation, molecular function: calcium ion binding; GTP binding; protein binding. Gene Ontology annotation, biological process: endocytosis; endosomal transport. Gene Ontology annotation, cellular component: plasma membrane; cytoplasm. Lineage: Eukaryota; Metazoa; Chordata; Actinopteri; Cypriniformes; Cyprinidae.
GGGCUUGAGUGGAGCGUUUCCUCCAGUGUCGGGUUUCUCCAGCGCACUGGCAUUUAAAUCUGCUGCAGUGGGAAGCCUGUGGACGCCUGUCACAGUGAGUGAAUCUGCUCUAUUGGAGGAUUUGGCGCUCGUUUUCUCUUCUCUUUCAUAAUAGCAAUUGUGUCUCUUGCAUUUGCUGAGAGAUACAUUGUAGCCUCUAGCGACGCGCGCUUUUAUUCCAACAAAGCCUGAAUGAAAGGCUGCCUGUUUGGCCAUGUUUUUCGACCGUAACAUAUAAACAGAAUAUUAUAUAAUGCAUCCUAUUUUGUAAUUAUGGUCUAAUCUUUUGCGCGUUUUGUGUCGUGAGUGGCCUAUAGAGACAAGGGAACAGUUUCAAUGGACUCUUAAAAUACAUCGACGUCAUUAAAAUCCAUUCAUUUGAAUACACUACAGUAGGACUAAGGCGCAUUUGUGCGUAUUGUGACAUAAUUAUCCAGAAACAACAGAUAUAUCGUCUAAGGUUGCCUAUACUUGAGUUGCAUCAUGUUCAGCUGGUUGGGUACCGACGACAGGAGAAAGAAAGAUCCAGAAGUCUUCCAGACUGUCAGUGAAGGACUCAAGAAGCUUUACAAAACCAAACUGCUUCCACUGGAGGAACACUACAAAUUCCACGAGUUUCACUCACCCGCUUUGGAGGAUGCAGAUUUUGACAAUAAGCCCAUGAUUCUCCUGGUGGGACAAUAUUCCACUGGCAAAACCAGCUUCAUAAGAUAUCUUCUGGAGCAGGACUUCCCUGGUAUGCGGAUCGGUCCAGAACCCACGACUGACUCCUUCAUAGCAGUGAUGCAUGGCACAAUGGAGGGACUAAUACCAGGAAACGCGCUGGUAGUGGAUCCCAAGAAACCCUUUCGGAAACUCAAUGCCUUUGGGAAUGCCUUCCUUAACAGGUUUGUGUGUGCCCAGCUGCCCAACCCUGUUCUGGAGAGCAUCAGUGUGAUUGACACUCCAGGAAUCCUGAGCGGAGAGAAACAAAGGAUCAGCAGAGGCUAUGACUUCGCUGCGGUGUUGGAGUGGUUCGCCGAACGCGUGGACCGCAUCAUUCUGCUGUUCGACGCCCACAAGCUGGACAUCUCAGACGAGUUCUCAGAGGUCAUCAAGGCCCUCAAGAACCAUGAGGACAAGAUCCGCGUGGUGCUCAACAAGGCCGACCAGAUCGAGACGCAACAGUUAAUGCGCGUCUACGGUGCCCUCAUGUGGUCGCUGGGGAAGAUCGUCAACACACCUGAGGUGAUUCGUGUCUACAUCGGCUCUUUUUGGUCGCAUCCGUUGCUGAUUCCAGACAAUCGCAAGCUGUUUGAGGCAGAAGAGCAAGACCUGUUCAAGGAUAUCCAGUCGUUGCCACGUAACGCCGCCCUCCGCAAGCUCAACGAUCUGAUCAAGAGAGCUCGUCUUGCUAAGGUCCAUGCAUACAUCAUUAGCUCCUUGAAAAAAGAUAUGCCCUCAGUCUUUGGGAAGGAGAACAAAAAGAAGGAGCUGAUUAACAGCUUGGGCGAGAUCUACAGCCGCAUUGAGAAGGAACACCAGAUUUCCCCUGGAGACUUCCCUAAUCUUAAGAAAAUGCAGGAGCAGCUUCAAGCACAUGAUCUGAACAAGUUCCAGCCUCUGAAAAUGAAGCUGUUGGACGCUGUGGACGACAUGCUGGCCCAUGACAUCGCCCAGCUUAUGGUUCUGGUGCGUCAGGAGGAGACGCAGCGCCCCAACCAGGUGGUGAAGGGUGGCGCCUUCGAGGGCACCAUGAAUGGGCCGUUCGGACAUGGAUAUGGCGAGGGAGCUGGCGAGGGCAUUGAUGAAGUCGAAUGGGUGGUGGCACGUGACAAACCUAUGUAUGAUGAAAUCUUCUACACUCUCUCGCCCGUCAAUGGCAAAGUGACUGGAGCCAAUGCCAAGAAGGAGAUGGUGAAGUCCAAGCUGCCAAACACUGUGCUGGGUAAGAUCUGGAAGCUGGCUGACAUUGAUAAGGAUGGUAUGCUCGAUGAUGAGGAGUUUGCCUUGGCCAAUCACCUGAUCAAGGUCAAACUAGAAGGUCACGAGCUUCCAAGCGAACUGCCCGCUCAUCUUGUGCCGCCCUCUAAAAGAAAGGUUCCAGAGUAAGAUUGGUUUGGAAUUGGGAUGGAUUUUGGGAAAGCAUAUAGUUUCAAUUUAGGUUGCAGUUGAAUCCACGAUGGCCGGACUACCUUUACUAUAUAUAAAAAAAAAAUUUAAAAACCUGCGACUUCUUUGAAAUGUGUGGUUUGUGCUUCACUAGCAAGAAUGGAUUUGAAAAUGACCCACCUUUUCAACUCACGACUUGUGUAUGAAUUUUUUUUUAGUUUAGUUUUGUUUUAUUUUAUUUUUUAUGAACAAAUUGUGCUGUCUGCAGUCUGUUUUAUGUGUGCUUUCAGAUUUUACAGUUAUGUUUUUAUGCCACAAUUUCAAUUUCAUCUGUUCAGCUAUCAUGACUGUAAUGCUGUGUCCUAACCAGUCAUGUGGCGAUGAAUGAUGAGAAAUGUAAAACAGCACAUUUUGUCGAUCACAUCAUGAUUUCAGUUUCUGUGACAAGUUAUUUUCUAGCCUUUCCCACAGUGAAAUCUCAUUGGUCUAAAAAUCUACUUCAGGUAAUUACAUUAAACAUCUUUAUCUUCUGACUGGUUGACAAUGACAUUGUGUCACGUUUCGUAGCUGUUGUGUUCAGAAAAUAAUUUGUCGCAUUGUGCCUGGUUAGGACAUGCUAAAAUUUCACUUUCACGCUCAAUUUACACUACUGUUCAAAAGUUUAGAAUCAAUAAUUUGUUUUUGAAAAUCUCUUUCGCUUGCCAAUUUAUUUUGAUCAAAAGUACAGUGAAAACAGUAAUAUUGUGAAAUAAUAUUACAGUUAAAAAAAAAAAAAAGAUUUUAAUCUGUUUUGAAAUGUGAUUUAUUCCUGUGAUGAAUACUUCUGUUACAUCGCCGUCUUCCGUGUCACAUGGUCCUUCAGAAAUCAUUCAAAAAAAUAUUAAUAAUCUCACUGACCCUACAUUUUUGAAUGGUAGUGUAUGUCAGAUUGAUCUGUGUCUCAGGAGGGGUGAGACAUCAAUUAAUGCAGAAAAACAGGAAUCUUAUUCUGAAUUUUUGUAUCAGUUGUUAUUCUAAGUAUACAACUGUUAAAAUCUUGCUAGAAAAGCGCAAUUCCUUUUAUAAGUAGGUGUAACUGUUAUUCUCUUCUUGUUAAGGCGGCAUCUUUAAUGAAUGCGAGUCCUUUCUAGCCUGACCAAGAGACUGUUAAAACUGUAUAGCCGUCACGUCAGAAGACUCUCUGUUUAGUGUUCUUGAUGGACCCGUAGAGCUAGUAUCCUUGUCAGUAGUCUACUGUAUAUGUUAAUGCCUAACAUAUCUAAACUAACUAGUAGUGUUUAUAUAAUUCCCGUCUGAUUUUGCAAAGAAGAAAAAAGAAUGAUGCUGCAAAACAGCUUUAUUCAAGUGAUGUGAAGUUCUCUUUCUGAGCGUUUCUGCAUUCACAUGCUCAUUUAAAGAGCAGCAGCUUUGGAUCUAAAUAUGUAUUUGGUUAUAUUACUUUAUAAUAUCUGCAUUUAAUGAUUUAAUGAACUCUUUACCUCUGUAUCCACCCCUUGACAAGCAGUUAUCUAGAGCUGUCACCUUUACUUAAGCAGAUGUGAACUGAUAGAAUUUUAUGCACUGAACUAAAUGGUCUUUAAAGGGGUAGUUUACUCAAAAAAUGUCAAUUCUGUCACUAUUUACUCACCCUCGUGUCAUUUCAAACCAUGUUUUAAUUCCAUGGUUGAUGAAAAAGGAGACGUUUAGCAAAAUAGACACACUGCUCUUUUAUAUACAAGAUCAAAAAGUAGUUAGAUAUGAAUUUUAUACUAUAUUCCAAGUCUUCUGUAGCCAGGUGAUAGCAUUAUGUAAAGAAAAGGCUCAAAUAUAAGUGAUUAUUUGCUGAAAAUUGCCAUAUAUGUACAUAUUGUAAUUUGGCUUCUCAUGAUCAGUUACUGUACAAGGCACGCUGAUGUUUGAGGUCAUUGACAUUAAAGGGAUAGGUCACCCAAAAAUUAAAAUUCUUACCCCCAUGUUGUUCCAAACCUGUAUGACUAACUUUCUUCUGCAGAUCUUAUUACAAAAGAAGGUAUUUUGAAGAAUGUUGGUAACUAAACUCUUUCGGUUGAAAUGUAAAUCAAUGGGAAGUGAAAAGGUUUGGUUAUCGAAGUUAUUCAAAAUAUAUUCUUUUGUGUUCAGCAGAAAAAAGAAAUGGAACAACAUUGGAAUGAGGUGACAUUUUUGGGUGGACUAUCCCUUUAACGUAAAAAAAAAAAAAAAUCAUACUCAUUGGAUGGACACAAGUAAAGAAUGACAGGAUUUUUACUUUUUGAUGUACUGUUCCUUUAAAUCUGAUAUGCUUUGACCUGAAUGCCCAUUUGCUUAUGUGAAAUAUUUCCACUGAUUUUAACUAAACCUUCAAGUCUGUUUAGUCAAUCAAUUAAACCUAUAAGCUGCCUCGAUGCCUUGAGACACAAUCAGAUUUGUGAAACUAGAGAUGUACAAACACACUGAUGUAUUCUACAAUAUCAUGACAUGCUCAUGAAAUAAACUGACAUUCUUCGAAGACUUUCAUUAAUGCUCCAUUUGAGUCUUUAAUGAAAAAAAUUCCAGAUUUGCUCAUCAUUUUUGCACAUUAAAUUUUUCUUGGCCAUAAUGUAAAUCUAGGGUUGUGCAUUUGUGCGUUUGACCAAGUGUGUACAUGUAUAUGGGUGCAAUAUGGUUUGCAAAGGUUCUGUGGUCUGUGUACGUGUGCUUGUUGCUCAUUGUGUUUUAACCGGUGUGGACAAACUAUGUGAGACACUACUGUUCAGGGAGGUGGACAUUAUUCAACUUAAUAAAGUUCUAACUCAUUUAAAAGUG